UCCGUUUAAAUGUAGUCCACAUAGAUUGUUUCCUGUAGCCUGUUUUCUGUACAGGUUUUAGCAGUUAUGACAAUGAAGAGGAUGCAGAAAAUAAAAUAUCUCAGAGCAACUGGCACAACAACCGAGUUUUGUUGUGUGCCAUUGUGUCCGGUGACUAGCAGGUGCAACAAAUUCCUCAGUUUUUUCAGCUUCCCUGCCGAUGAGGAGUUAAGAAAACUAUGGAUAGUGGCUAUCCGGAGAGCUAACUUAGGCAUCAAAGCUCACACUAGAGUUUGUAGCCGGCAUUUCAAACCUGAGGACAUAAAAGAGCCUGAGAAAGAAAUGGGCAGACGGAGGUUAAAAAAGGGAGCUGUACCUGCUCUCUUUGAGUGGAAUAAUUUCUCCCUUCCAGUCCCGCCACCGGGGGUUUGUGAGACAAGGAAAAGACCACCACCAGAGGACAGUGAGGAGGAGGCUAACCCACCAGCCAGUGUUUGUACUAAGGAACACGAUUAUGCCUCGGCUCCAGACCCUGCAGUUGUGGAUUUGGUGCUGGAGGAAAAUGAUGCUCUCUGGGAGGAAAUUAGCCAACUACGGGAACAGGCGGAGAGCCUUACUCUGAGGCAACGAUUUGGCAUUCACCGUUUUGCAUCAUCGGACAAGGACAUUAGAUUCUUCACAAGGUUUGCAUCAUAUGACCUACUGAUGCGUUUCUGGUCCAUGAUCGAGCCCGCUCUGCCAUCCAUGGUCUGUAUUCGUCAAGGACAGAGAGGAACUGCAAUCGACUCCACUUCCUCAACCCAAACCCUGCAGCCCAUUGAUGAAUUUUUCCUGUUCCUAAAUUACCUGGCCCUUGGAUCCAAACAACGGGAUCUUGCUGACCGUUUUGGUGUCCAUCAUUCCACGGUCAGCUGGAUCAUUACUGCAUGGACCAACUUCCUAUUCACAGUGCUUGGCUCCAUUAGGAUCUGGAUACCUGAGAACCAGAUCCACAGCAGUCUACCUGCUGACUUCAAGGACUACCCCGACACAACAGUCAUCCUUGACUGUAUUGAGCUGAGGUGUCAGUGCCCAUCUUCCCCUAUCCUCUUUUGUAAGAGGUUUUCAUCUUACAAAUCACACUGCACUCUGAAGGGGCUGAUAGGGAUUGCACCACAUGGGGCAGUGACAUUCAUCUCAGGACUGUAUGCAGGGUCCAUCAGUGACAAGCAGAUCACACGUGAAUCUGGUCUACUCACCCUCUUAAAACCAGGGAUGGCUGUCAUGGUAUACAGAGGCUUAAUUAUUGACGACAUUGUACCCUGCAAGGUUUACAGGCCAGCAUUUUUCUUUGGCAGGUCUCAGAUGCCUGCAGGGGAAAUUAGGGAAACCCCCGCCAUAGCACGCCUUGGGUUGCAUGUGGAGACCCUCAUUCACAGAGUCAAAGAGCACAAGUUAUUUGAUUCUGAAAUUCCUCUGGGUGUUCUUGGGAUUAUCAAUCAGCUGUACACUGUUGCUUGUCUGCUCACAAAUUAUGAAAAUGGGUCACUGACAAAGGCUUGGACAAAGAAGGCUGAUGUCUGAGCAACUACAAAAAAUUUAUUCUGUAUUUACUGUUCAUUUUUAAUGUUCUACUUGUACAUAAAAUAAAACUGAAUCUCUUUCAUAAC
Gambusia affinis (western mosquitofish) is the source of this 1628-nucleotide messenger RNA. RefSeq lists its product as uncharacterized. Lineage: Eukaryota; Metazoa; Chordata; Actinopteri; Cyprinodontiformes; Poeciliidae. The record is from RefSeq and is a predicted model, not a curated record. The transcript is spliced from 2 exons. The coding region runs from base 67 to 1542 and encodes 491 amino acids.